AUGUCGACGCUGAGCUCCGCCGGAGUCGUCAGCCUCGGUGCGACAACGCGCGGGGGUCUCCCCGCGCCGCGCCGCCGCUCGCGGGCGCACGUCGCCGCGCGAACCGUCAACGCGGUCCGCGCGGGCGGCGACCCAUCGCCAUCCGCCGUUUGGCCGCAUCGGGGCGCAAACUCGGGGCGCCGCGUCGCCCGCCGCGGCGACGCGGUGGUUCGCCGGGGUUUCCUCGAUCGCCUCUUCGGAGGCGAUAAGAAGGAACCAAGCGACGGGAACGGCGACGAGACGCCCGCGUCGAAGCCCGUCGCGGCGCCCGAUACGGAGCCCGAGCCCCCCGCCGCGACCACGUCGUCGUCAUCGUCCGCCGCUUCGACCGCGUCGGAUCCCGCCGCGGCGCCCGCGAAGCCCAAGCGCAGGGUCGAGUACGACAUGCCCAAGCCGGACUUCACCUCCACGAUGUCCGCGCUGGACGCCCUGGUGGGCGCCACCGACGAGGAGAAGCAGCGCGAGGAGGAGGCCAAGGCUGACGACGCCGCGUUCGCCGAGGCUGAGCGAAAGCGACUCGACAAGGAGGCGUCGAGGUCGUCGUCGUCGGACGAUUCGGACGGCGUCACGCUGACCGUCGCGCCCGGGGUGCUGGAGGCCAUCGAGCAGGCGGAGAAAGCGCGAAAGAGUGGAUCCGUGCCGAAGGACGUCGAGUCGUUCGGGGGCAAGCCCAAGGGCGAGACGGAGGGCGCGAAGGAGGGCAAGAAGAUCCAAGUCACGCUGGACGACAAAGCCGUGAAGCAGAUGAUGGAUAAGGACUCGUGGCUGGACAACGUGGUGGAGGGCCUCUCCGAGUCCGCCGCACGCGAACGCGACGAGCGCACCCCGGAGGAGAACGCCAAGCUCGACAAGGUCCUCGCCGACCUCUCCGACCUCGCGAAGAAGGAUAAAGGCGAGCGAUCCAGCGACGAGGUUCGCGAAAAGUUCGAGUCGCUCUUUGAGAUUUUGGAGAUCAGCGACGAGCCCGCGGUGCCCAAGGAGGACAUGGAGAGACUCAAGAAGGAGGUGUUCGGGUACAACACCUUCUGGGUGACGGGCACCGAAGAUCUCGGCGCGGAGAUCGCCGGCGAGGGCGUGCUCGUCAAGGGUAACCUGAGGGCGCCGAGGCAGGAGGUGUUUGAGAAGGUUCAAGCCGGGUGCGAACGGCUGUUUCCGAACAAGUACACCGUGUUCGUCCUGGAGGAACCGGGCGGGAUCUUCGACGACGACUCGUCUCCCGGGGCGUCGAUGUCCGGCUCGUUCGACUCGUCCGACCCGAGCGCGAACACCCGCGGACCGAGGGUGUCCUUCCUCAUCGUGCCCGCGGACAAGGCGGGACCCAACCCUUCAACGUCUGGUUGGCAGUACCUCGUCGCGAUGGUCCUCUUCGGCCUCACCGCGGGCAGCGCGUUCCAGCUCGGUCUCGUCGCCGAGGUGAGCCGGCUCCCCGCGGCGACGAUGGACUGGCUCGCGGCGGGGUCGCAGGGUAUCGACACCACCUUAGCCCCCGGCGAGCUGCCCCCGGGCUUGGAAGAUUUCGACGUUCAGGCGUACGUGGAGGGUGCUUUUCCAAUCGCGGGUGGCAUCUGGGCCGUCUCCGCCGCGCACGAGGUGGGUCACAUGAUCGCCGCGGCGGUGCGCGAGGUGAAGAUCGGCAUCCCGUUCCUCAUACCCAACGGUCAGCUCGGUACCUUCGGGUCCAUCACGCAGAUCAAGUCCCUGCCAAAGACGCGCGAGGACAUCUUCGACGUGGCUAUCGCGGGACCCAUCGCGGGCACGGUUGUCGCCUCGACGCUCUUCUUCUACGGGCUGGCGCUGAGCGCGGGGGGCGACGCGAGCGAGCUGCUGCCGAUCCCGUCGGAGCUCUUCAGCGGAUCGCUGCUGCUCGGGUCCAUCUCGGAGAUUUUCCUCGGAGACACGGGCAACGCGGCGAAGGGGGUGAUGGUGCACCCGCUGUUCAUCGCGGGAUGGUGCGGUCUCGUGACCCAGGCGCUGAAUAUGCUCCCCGUGGGCCAGAUCGACGGCGGACGGGUCACCCAAACCGGGUUCGGGCGCAGGGCCCUCGGGCUGACUUCGUUGGGCGUCUACAUCGGCUUGUCCCUGGGCCUCAUCGCGUCGAGCCUGAGCCUGUCGUGGGCGCUGUACGUGCUCAUCUGCCAGCGGACGCCCGAGUUUUCGCCCCAGGACGACGUGACGGAGGUUGACGAGGCGAGACAGAGAACGGCGCUGCUCCUGAUCUUCCUCGCGUUCUUGGUGCUCCUGCCGGGCGGCCAGGGGGUGUCGCAAGACGUCAUGCCGAUGCUGUGAGUGUUGGGGUGGUGAAUACAAAAAAUCAUACUGUUUGCU
This is a messenger RNA of Micromonas commoda, 2364 nucleotides long. Its product is annotated as peptidase M50 family protein. NCBI's taxonomy places the organism in Eukaryota, Viridiplantae, Chlorophyta, Mamiellophyceae, Mamiellales, Mamiellaceae. Bases 1 to 2325 code for a protein of 774 amino acids. The transcript is spliced from 2 exons. Gene Ontology annotation, biological process: proteolysis. The record is from RefSeq and is a predicted model, not a curated record.